Molecule: messenger RNA, 3593 nt
Organism: Labeo rohita (rohu)
Lineage: Eukaryota; Metazoa; Chordata; Actinopteri; Cypriniformes; Cyprinidae
Gene: casp2
Product: caspase 2, apoptosis-related cysteine peptidase
Exons: 11
Coding region: 511-1821 (436 amino acids)
Biological process (GO): regulation of apoptotic process; proteolysis
Molecular function (GO): cysteine-type endopeptidase activity
Source: RefSeq, a predicted model, not a curated record
GCUCCAUCAUCACCCGCGGAAGUUUGUACAGAGGGAAUCACAGUACUGUCAGUUAUUUUAAAAAGAUACAUUUCUCGGCACAAAUCCUGUUGGUCCGCGUGUUGACUCGAAAACGAAGACGAAAAAGAAAAUGAAUUUUAAAAGGAUCAAUUUUGCGUCGACAACAACAAUGCUCGCAUGAAGCGCUAGCACCUGACAGCUAAUAGUAUUGUGCAGCUCGUUGUUAAUGCAGUUUAUUUUUAUCGGUCGCUUGAUAAACAGCAUAGAAAAGGAUAAAAAAACGAUUUGAGCUGGAGUUUAGCAGCUGGCCUGCUUUUAGGCUACAGUUGGUGUCAGUAGUGUUUUAUACUGACAGCUGUGUUUAUUUUUGUUUUGAUUAGCAUGCUAAGCUAGUCUGCAGCGCGAGCUGGCUUUCAUCAUUUUGGACAUCAAAUCCACAGCAACCUUCAUACAUCAUCAUCAUAGUCUCAUCUUCACACAACAAGGACUGAAACACAACAGAGGUUCAUCAUGCUGGGAGAUUGUGGAAUGAAAGAAUGGGAGAGACUAGCGCUCAGGAAGAACUCUGUCACAAUUAUGCAGGACUUAGUGGUGGAUGAUCUGCUGAUCCAGCAUCUCCAACAAGAUGGAAUCCUUACUGAAAACAUGGCAGAAACCAUUAUGGCUAAACCAACAUCCCAGGGCAAGAGUCGUCAGUUGUUGCUUCUUUUGCCUAAACGUGGCCCUCGAGCUUUUAGCAGUUUCUGUGCUGCUCUUAUGGCGACAGAGCAACAGCACCUCAGCAGGCUGCUCAUGGACUUCACAGAGAAAGACAAAAGCUUUUCAGAGCCUUCGCUGUCUCUUCCAACUCAGGAAUGUGUUAUACCUGCGAAAAGAGCCCGGACUCAUGAGUCCAUGGAAAUGUGUUUGGAUGCUGACUCUCCUGUGACCACAGCUGUUCUUCCCUGCACACCGGAGUUUUACCAGUCCCAUAGAUCACAGGCUUACCCGAUGCGCUCCUGCCCGCGAGGACUGGCCCUGGUACUAAGUAAUGUGAGGUUUGACUCAGCUAACACUGAUUUAGACGUCCGGAGGGGGGGGGAGGUGGAUGAGGAGACGCUGAGGAGACUUUUUAUGGAGCUGGAUUUCACAGUCAGCCUGCACAAAGACCUAACGGCAGAGGCAAUGCGCAGGUGCCUAGAAGAGUUUGCCCAGCGACAGGAGCAUGCAGAGUAUGACUGUACUGUUGUGUGUUUACUGUCACAUGGAGUUGAGGGAUCUGUCUACGGCACUGAUGGACAGCUGCUGGAGUUGGACUGGGUGUUUGAGGUUUUUGAUAACGCCCGCUGCCCUCUGCUCCAGAAUAAGCCAAAGAUGUUCUUUAUUCAAGCUUGUCGAGGAGAGGAGAUGGACAACGGCGUGGACCAGUUGGAUGGUCAGGAACGGACUCAAUCUCCAGGCUGUGAACAGAGGGAUGCUGGCAGAGAGGGGGAGAGAGACGACAAAGAGAGAGAGGAGAAAGACAGGGAGAGACUAAGGGUCAAACUCCCUCAGAGAUCCGACAUGAUUUGCGGCUUUGCCACCCUCAAAGGUUUCAGCACUGCUGCAAUGAGAAACACCAAAAAAGGGUCCUGGUUCAUUCAGGAACUGAACAGCUCUAUCAGACAGAGAGCCAACGACACACACAUGGCAGACAUACUUGUGCAGGUGAAUGGUCGAAUUAAAAGCAGAGAGGGAUACGCACCUGGUUCAGCCCAUCAUCGCUGUAAAGAGAUGUCAGAGUUUACCAGUUCCCUCUGUAAAGACCUCUACCUCUUCCCUAAGUACUACCCCAACAACUAGACACACGCGCACACUCCCCAGGCACGAAGCACACGCAGAACACACUGCCCUCAGAACUGAUGCAGUAGCGGGAGCUCAGCGCACGUGUGUACAUCCAUCACCUGCUGUGCGCUCGGCACACAACGCACGGAGUCAUGUAAAUCUACUUACACCCAUUCCAUGUGUCAUCUGUUUCACAUUCCUCUGCACAAUGACAGGCUGAUUUGGAUGCAUGUGUGCAUUAUUUACAAUGGAUUUGCCAUGAUAGAUCAGUUUUUAGAUCAGAGGGUUUUUUUUGCCUUUUUUGCGGUUAUUUUAACCAAUGAAAUUGCUAAGGAAAGAGUAAAGACGUCAUUUGUGAGUAUAUGUGAAAAAAUCCAGUUUUAUAGGGAGAGAUUUGUGUUAAAAAUAAGCCGGAAAAUUAAAUAUAUUUUUUUAUAUUCCAAUUUUUUUUUUAAUUCAACAGCUGUACAAAAGUUGCCACAGAAUUACCCUUUUUUAACCAAAGCCAACAUUUUAUUAGUGUUUUGUUUUAUCAGAUUUAUUUUUGUUAUUUGUUUUCAAUUUUCUUUGUAUAGUUUUUUUUCCUCAGUAAUUCAUGUUUUGUAAUUGUGGAGCCUUUUUAUAGCCAAACCGUAAACUUGUUGGUACAUUCAGAGCAGCUUAUUGACAUACCCUCUGGAUCUGUCACACAUACAUGGUUGUAUGCAUAGAAGUGCAUACUAACAUUGUGCCAGUACCAUACAAAACUCCUCCGUACAAUUUCACUCAAUAGAUUGGAGCAGAACAGAUCUGCUCUUACUAUCUCAUAGGUUUCCUCAGUGCAGCUUUACAUGCAUUGUAUCAACAUCAGUACAACUGUUUUCUGUAAGUACUGUGGCAUGACAUCUGUUAAUUUUCUCCAGUUAUCCUGUAUGCACCAUGGCAGCUUUUUUGAACUCUGAUAGGGCUUCCUGUCUCAGAGUUAAGGUUAAACUGUUUCGAAUUUAUGGUUGGUAUAUAAUAGGUAACUAAGAUGCAUGUCACUAAAUCAUUCUGUGGAUAAUUGUCCAAUUCCAAAACUUCCAGAUUCCAGUUGCAUUCCACAUGGUGUUUCCGCUCGUUUUUCAAACAAAGUAUUGUCAAAAUGAAAUGUAUAUAUACUUCUAAAAUGGUUUGUAAUUAUGCCUGUACAUAUGCGUAUUUCUCUUAAUCUUGCACGUUAGUUUUCACUUCAGACAUUCUGUGUGCCAACGAAUGCACAUUAUGGAGACUGAAAUUAAGCUGUCUUAAAACAAAAAGCCUGCAGGUGGCAGUAAAGGGCUUUUGCACUUUAUCAGCUCACCUUGUUGUCCUUUAGAGGUUCCAGGGUUUAGACACAGUCUUCCUGUUCUGCACACACAACAUUAUUCCUCCUGGGAAUGUAGAGUGUAAAUUUGAGUGUGCUGUUUUCCAUCGGUGUAUGUGUCUUCCUGAUCUGGUAGGCAUGACCUUUAGGUUAAUGGUUACAACCUUUGAUCUUUUGACACUGCCAUGGCAUCCCUCUCAAACCCUCUUUCACACUCACAUUUCACACUCAUCACCUUUAGCAUAGGUUACCAUGAUUUUAUUUUUACUGUUUUAGCAGGCAAAAUGUUUGAUGUAGAUUUACACUGUUCAUACUGGUGUUGCUUUCUAGCAACUGUUGCUUUCUUGGGUUUUAUAUAGGUAUUUUAACUAAUAAGCUUCUUUAAACUGGCAGAAUAACGUGGGCAUACACACUCACAUUCAAAAGUUUAGGAUCAGUAAGAUUUUUUUUUUUUUUUUUUUUUUUU